This is a messenger RNA of Malaclemys terrapin pileata, 4433 nucleotides long. RefSeq names its product chromosome 7 C3orf18 homolog (gene C7H3orf18). The record is from RefSeq and is a predicted model, not a curated record. Lineage: Eukaryota; Metazoa; Chordata; Testudines; Emydidae. The transcript is spliced from 5 exons. The coding region runs from base 625 to 1095 and encodes 156 amino acids.
UACAAUGGCAAGUAGAGCAAUAACAGCAGCCGCGGGUCCUCUAUCUCCAGCACAAGCAAUCUGAGUUCCAUUGCCAAAGGCGGCUCGUCAGCCCUGUCUCCACCAAACCAAGAAUUAUCCAUCUGCUAAGGUCGCUCUCUGCUGUCCAUUGGAAGCAGCUUUCUGUAUGAGAGAGCAAUUUGCUUCUAUCCCCUAGCGUGCACGCACUCACACACACACACAUCACCCAACCUUUUGCACUUGUGCUCUUGUCCCAGUUGUGGUAGGAGACGACGAGGUUAGACAGACAGCAGCUCUCCGGGGACAAGGCCAGCGGCUACUGUGUCUGUGUGGGCUGUGGGUAUUCCCCCUGCCUGCCGGCUCGGGAGGCUUGGCCUGGGCUACUCUUCCAGUCUGAGACGGACGACUGGAACCAGAAGGGGACUCGAUUCCUCAUCUAGGAGGAAUUAAGGAGAAGCAACAGGAUUCUCUCAGAGAAGGGCCAACAAGGAAGAUGUUGCACAACAGCGCUCACAGGAGGGUCCUUGACAGAAGGGGAGACCCUAUGACUUUGUAGCAGAAAUCGAGGAGUCCUGAGUGGGUGGAGACAGUUCAGUAAGAGAGGACGUGGGGCCCUUGUCCAGGAUGAGUUACAGCACGCCCUCUGAACACGAUUUGUACCGCAGCACCACUACCACCUCCGAGCCAGACCCAGGGUCAACCAUGGACAGGGCUCUACCAGAAACUGCUACCGUAAGCUCUGAAACCACCAGCUUUAACAGCACCAAAAUUCCAGACAUGGUCAGCAGUGGGCCUGGCCUGAGCACAAUGCUCCUCUCAUUUGGAAUCAUUACUAUGAUUGGGUUGGCUGUAGCAAUGGUUCUCUAUAUCAGGAAGAGGAAGAGGUUAGAGAAGCUGCGGCACCAGCUCAUGCCCAUGUACAAUUUCGACCCCACGGAAGAACAGGACGAGCUGGAACAAGAGCUGCUGGAGCAUGGAAGAGAUGCUGCAUCUUCCCAAGCCACCCAGAGCAAGAUCCUCCUGACGAGCCAGGGAACUGUCCAGAGACCCAGCCGUCUUGUGUUCACAGAUGUCGCUAACGCUAUCAAUGCAUGAACGACACCUGCCCCUGCUUUGGAUCACUCUGAGAUCAGGGAAGAUGGAGCCAACCAGUUACAUACCACAAGCAUGGAUGAGGAUACCAAGCCUACUGACCACCCCAUCCGUUUGUACUGCGACUGGGGAGCAGUUCUGGGCAUUUACACACUUCAGGCAGCAAAUGCUUGGUGGUGGCUGGCUGCAGCAACUUUUGGUACAUCCAUCGCUACCAAAGGGCUCUGAGCUGCCAUACUCAGAUUUCAGGAGCGAUCCUGGUUAGUGCCAUCUUACCAAGCUGUGCAGGGAUGAAGAUAAACUGUCUUGAAGCUAAAUCGGUCAGAAUGCACGACCCUACCGAGUCAUGGGAUCGUGGUGGGGGUGGGAGCACUUGUUUUGAAGGGCUUUCCCAGUGGUUUUUUACCAUAACAUCUCACGAUUGGAGUCCUGCAUUGUAAUCUUAAUGGUUUCCACAGAGCUUAGGCAGGUGCUGGGGGUGACUUAAGCCCCCUUGAGCUGGGAGGCAGGUCAACUGUGCCUGCCUCUUCAGCAGUGCCCAUGAGCACAUGAUGUUAUUCCCGGGGCAAACUCAUCCAUCUUGUCUCUUGUGCUGCCUAGAUUGUUCAUAAACACACUCACGGGGUAGCACUCAAGGAUUCCUUGUGGGCUUCCAAUGGGUUUCUGCAGCACGGGUGUUUCACUAGUUUUAAAGGUGAACCAAAGAGCUUUGGAGGAACAAAUUAAUUAAAUAAAUCUAAAGCGAGGAAAUGGUUGAAUGUCCCAGAUCAGUGAUGUAAUAAGAAUGUAGGGACAAGCCACUCAGCUCCUAGAAGCUGGGCCCUCUCAUCUCCCUCUGGCUUAGCUAGGAGUGGCAGUGAUUGGUGACCGGAUACCACAGUGGUAGAAUUAAUAUAAUAAAAAUAAAUGGGCUCGGAUGUAGUCCCAUCCACUCUUGUGCUCCGGCCAAGGAAGAUGGUUCUUACCGAGUAAAGUUUUAUGAGGGAAGAACACUUUGAGAGAGAGUGAGUGUGAGUGAAUAUAUAGGAUAAAUAAAUUUCAGUACAAAAUAGUCAAAAGUCUGAUCCUUACUUAUUUACCUGCCAGAACCUGCAUUCAGGAUUCUUUGCUUCUCCUGCUGAAAUAGGUGUCCCCAUCUAAAGCAGCGUACAGAGUAUAAGAAAAUGCUCUGCUUUAUGUCCCAGUUACAUCAGCCAACAAUGCAGAAGAAAUGCAAAAUCUUGAACUCGGGGCUUGGUAGGUAAAAACAAAUCCUUUCGGUUCACCUUUAUCACUGGUGCACUUCUCUCUCAGCUGUAUUGUUAACUGACAUGGUGAGUGAUGAGUGCUGAAGAGGAAACCCCUGGGCAAGAGUAGUGUUAUGGGGCCUGUCAGGCCCUUACUGCGACUGGCCACCUUGGUACACUGCAGUAUGAAGCUGGCACUGUAAUGAGCAGAGCUUUCUGGCAGUCACUAAGAACAAGUGCAAUAUGGCCAGGCACUGCAGGGAGAACAUCAAAAGCAAGUAGCAGGACCUAAGCAAUGAUAGUAGGAAAAUAUAAAUACAGGCUGUUUGUAAGUUUUCCUUCACCCAUGUUCCCCAACAUAGCCAGAUAAUAAGACAACUACCCUAUCUUUCCUGCUCCAUUCUCCAAGCCUGAAAUUGAAAUGGGAAACUGGAGGAACCUAGCAAAUCAGAGAGCCCCUGCCUGUCCAUGAUAUUCUAACCUCAGUGAUUCCCUCCACUCCCUGGGCAAAAGUCCUGAUUGAUAUAUUCAUGCCAAAGGUAGAUUGUAAUACCAGGCGAUGGGUUUGUACCUAUGGAUCUAUAUAGAUAUAUUCAAGAGAUCCAGCUGUCCCACCAAUAAGUUUGAGACCUGAUGUAUGCAGCACAUGCACGUGUCCAUCACAGUUGAUGCACUGAUUAUCUAUUGGUUUUCUUUUAGCACAUGCAUUUGUCAAGCAGAACUCCCUUCUGCCCAGGAGCUCCAGUGCAGAGAGAGCCAACUACAUGACUCUCAAAGUAAAGAGCUCUCUUUAAAUUGACAGCCAAAAUCUGAAUGCAUACCUAUAUUUAGAAAGUGGGCAUUAUGCAAAGAGGCAGGUGACUGGCUGGCAAAAAUGUCCAGCAGUUUGAGUAUUCAGUAGAACUGCACAAGUCGGGACUUGCUGGCCAGUGUACCCUCCCUCAAAUCAUUUUCCUACAAAUUUCCCCCUUUCAUAUGUACAAAUACCUUUCCUGCUUAUGGGCCCAAUCCUGUAGCCCCUUCUCAUGCAACUUGUCCUUACCCACCAGAGUAUUCACUGACACUACUCACCUGCAUAAGAUUUUGCAGGACUGAGCCUUUUUGGGGCUUUAUUUUUUUAAACUUCCCCUCCCAGGUAAAGCUUGAGAAUUCUUGGAACCUGUUUGAUCCUGGAGUCUGUAGCUGCCCUUGGGAAAAUGGCCCUUAGUGUAUAGCCAGAAGACAACUGGAAUCUACAAAAAGGCAUCCCAGCACCUCAGCUACAGGCUGCCAUUAGUGUUCCCACUCCAAAAGGAUUGCUCACAACAGGGUGUGGUGUAUGGAAAUAAGCUUGAUCCUCAGCUGGUGUAAUACAGCCUAGCUCCACUUUGAGGUUUUGAGCCCUGGAGGCUUCAAUGCAGCUACACUGAUUUUACCCCAGGUGAGAAUCUGAACCAAACACAUCACACACUUUACUCUGCUUUGGGAGAACCAGCAUCUCUUUCCAUUUGCUCAGAGAUGGCUGCCAGCAACUGAGUUGUCAGAUUUCUCCCCUGUAGAUUUCAGCUGUUGCUGUAAGGCCCACUGGGGCUUGGCAGGCCUUAGGGCUUCUGAACGAUUUUAAACCUAAACAACAUUGGCUUUUUCUUUUUAGGGGAACCUUUUUCAAGACUCCUUAUCACUGAAGUGAAUUUUUUUAAUUCUUUGAUUCAAUACACAAAACUGUAACAAAGAGAAUUUCCUAAAAGCAACAAUAUGCUUUGCAAAGCUCUGUGAACCCCAUCCUUGCACUUCUCAGGCAGUUGCUGAGUGAUGCACUUGCUGUGUAUCUGGAACCAAACCCAUACCUUGCCAUGUAUUAGGGGUAAGACCUAUAUUAUAUAAUGAAUGGACAGAAUUCCUUUCAGAUUCAAACAGUUCUCUUAUAUAAGGGGAUUCUGUCCUGUGCUGGGGGCCCUUAAAUCAAUGUAAUACAGAUAACGAGACUAAAAGAAUAUUACCACUAUUGGCUGGGCUUUAGCAUUCUUUUAGUGUAAUAGCACCUCCUUACAGGGUACUGGACGUAUACGUAUAAUUUAGUAGAUGUGUUAUGGUGUAAUUUAACUCAAGUUUUAAGCAUUCAGAUGUAAUUAAAGU